Mercurialis annua (annual mercury) is the source of this 1565-nucleotide messenger RNA. RefSeq names its product mitotic spindle checkpoint protein BUBR1. The transcript is spliced from 11 exons. Bases 159 to 1292 code for a protein of 377 amino acids. Lineage: Eukaryota; Viridiplantae; Streptophyta; Magnoliopsida; Malpighiales; Euphorbiaceae. The record is from RefSeq and is a predicted model, not a curated record. Gene Ontology annotation, molecular function: protein kinase activity. Gene Ontology annotation, biological process: meiotic sister chromatid cohesion, centromeric; mitotic spindle assembly checkpoint signaling.
UUCGAACGCCAAAAAUGGUAGGGCCAGGGGGCACAAACUUCCAACCCGAAUGUCCAUAUAAGAAAUAGAAGCAACGGCUACUUUAUUAAUUUCAAAAUUGUUUUGCCAACGGUUAAAAGAAGUAAACCAGAAGAAGACGAGGAGAAGCAGCGAUAUCGAUGGAGGGAUUAGAUCCGGAGACGGAGUUUCUUGCGUCGAAACAGGAGACAGGUUAUGAAUGGGAACUGUUUAAAGAAAAUGUAAGGCCUUUGAAGAGAGGCCGUAAUGUUCGCCUCUUGAAUGAUGCCCUUAAAUCUCAAACCCAAAAUCAACUCAAGAAGGGUCUUCUUGACACUCGAAGGAAGUGGAUUGAAUCAAUUGACGAGUAUAAAGGUGAUGAUCCUCUCCUUCCAUGGCUUCAAUGCAUCAAAUGGGUCCAGGAGUCAUUUCCUCCAGGGGGAGACUGCUCUGGACUAAUAGUGAUAUAUGAACAAUGCGUGCGUACCUUUUGGAAUUUAGACCGCUACAAGGAUGAUCUUCGCUACCUCAAAGUUUGGUUAGAAUAUGCUGAAAACUGUGUCGAUGCAGAAGUCAUCUACAAUUUUCUUAAUGCAAAUGAAAUUGGAAUAUCACAUUCUGCUUACUACAUAGCACAUGCUUUACAUAUGGAGUCCAAAUUUAAAAUGAAAGCUGCGAAUGACAUAUUCAAUCUUGGGAUAUCUAGGGGUGCUCAACCAAUAGAAAAAUUGAAGGAAACAUACAAGAAAUUUCUCAUUAGAUCAAUGAGUAGAAAAAAAGCUGUGGAGGAUGACACUGGAGAAAAUAACCUGCCUGCUCGAAGCUUUGGAACUGUGUUGUCCACGCAGAACAGGAAGCAAUAUAUGGAGCCAAUUGCGAGGAACAAAUUGCAGUCAGACAGGGCCCAAAGGACGAGUCCCUUUUCUGUUUACAAAGACAAAAAUACUAACGUCUUGCUAGAAAAUCAACCAAGCAAGUCAAAAACAGAUUUGAAUGCCUGGAACAGUCUUGGAUCUCGAGCUGAAAGGAACAAAGAAAACAAUGCAAUUCCUGCUAAGUGGACAACUUACAAGGUUCCUCAAAAACCCGGACCUAGAGCAGCAGCAACUGCAAGUACAUGCAUUGAAGUAUUUGUUGAUGAGGAACUUGUAGAAUCUGAGAGAGCACCAGCUCAGGGUGGCAAGCCAUUUUCCUUGCAAUUAAGGCAGGGUGAUGGAAUAGAUAUAAAAAAGGAAACUGACUUACUGAGGGAGAGUCCACUACGCAAUUUUCCUUUGAAGAGCCUUCCUAGAUAGACAAUGUCCAAAUUGUCCAUUUUAUAACUUGCUGCCUUGGAUGAGCUUUUAUCUCUGAAGCUUCAUCCAUCACUGUCCGCAAUUACUUGUUCUUCUGUUAUGUUAGAUUGUUUUUCUUUCACUGAAACUAUGAUUUAGUAGUUGUUCGUUUGUACUUGUUUUUCUUAUAUUUAAUUUCCAAUCUUCCACAUAUUUUGUUCAAUGAUGAUUUGGGGACUUAUGCCACUCCUUGGCUGUGGCUCUGACCAAAAAUAGACGGAAUUAGAUUUUAUA